UUGAGCUGAUACCAUUCGAAGAAACGCCUCAAUGCUCCGACCGAGCUCACUGCGAUCAACCUCUUCCCCUCGAGUCCUCUUCUCCUCCUCCCAUGGCGUCGCCCGCCGCCCCCUCGCCUCCGCCCCUUCGCCGCUCCCUCCGCCGGAGUGGAUCGAGCCCUUCCUCGACGUCUCCGACCUCACCCGCCACCGCGGUGACCCCCGAAACCCCUCCCCGUGGUUCCCCCGCGUCGUUUCGCUCGUCCUCGCUUCCGCCCCCGGCUCCCUCCCCUCCGACCUCGCCUCCUUCUGCCGCAGGUUCCUCAUCCGCCUCUCCCCCGCCUUCGUCUCCCACUCCCUCCGCUCCUCCGACCUCCGCCACCGCCCCGAUCUAGCCCUCGCGUUCUUUCGCUGGGCCGCCACCCAGAAAAAGUACCCCGGCCACAACCUCGACUCCUACGUCGCCCUGAUCGACAUCCUCUCCUCCUCCGACAAUAAAGAAACCAGUCGGAUCAAGGAACUCAUAGCCGAGAUCAGAGCCCGCGGGAAUCUCCUCCCGGCGGCACCAUCUGCAGCCACUUCUCUCAUACGGAGCCUGGGGUCCACCGGCAUGGUGGAGGAGUUGCUGUGGGUCUGGCGAUGGAUGAAGGAGAGUGGGGUCGAGCCGUCGCUCAUGUGUUACAACUGUUUGUUGGAUGGUCUGGUGAAUUCGAUGUUCGUGGAUUCAGCGGAGAAGGUCUUUGAAGCGAUGGAGGCGAACAGAGUUCGGCCUGAUGUAGUUUCCUACAACACGCUAAUCAAAGGUUACUCGAAAGUAGGAAGGACGCAGAAAGCAGUUGAUAGGUUUGUGGAGAUGCAGGAGAAGAAGAUCCAGCCAGAUAAGAUUACGUAUCUAAGUCUGAUGCAAUGCCAUUACUCGGAUGGGGAAUUCCAUGAAUGCUUGGUGCUGUACCAUGAGAUGGAAGAGAAGGGAUUGGAGAUUCCGACUCAUGCAUACAGUUUGGUGAUCAGUGGAUUGUGCAAGGAGGGGAAGCCAUUCGAGGGAAUGGCGGUGUUGGAAAGCAUGGUUAGGAGAGGUUGCAAGGCUAGUGUGGCAAAUUAUACUGUUCUCAUUGAUUCUUUUGCAAAGAGCAUGAAUGAGGAUCAUGCUAUGAUGUUGUUUGAGAGGAUGAAGAAUGAUGGACUAGAGCCAGACGAAGUCACUUAUGGGGUGACAAUUAACUGCUUGUGCAAGGCUGAGAAGCUGGACAAAGCCAUGGAAUUGUUUAAAUUCUGCAAAGAGAAUGGUGUGCUGGUGAAUGCAAUAUUCUACUCUAGCCUUAUAGAUGGGUAUGGGAAAGCUGGGUUAGUUGAUGAGGCACAAGGGCUUUUCAAUGAGAUGAUAGAACAAGGUUUUGUGCCAGAUUCAUACUGCUAUAAUGCCCUUAUUGAUGCAUUUGGAAAAGCAGGAAGGAUCAAUGAAGCUUGUGCACUAUUCAAGAGAAUGGAGAUGGAGGGCUGUGAUCAGACAGUUUAUACAUACACUAUACUCAUGGAUGGGUUGUUUAAGAAACACAAGAAUGAGGAGGCACUGAAGCUGUGGAAUAUGAUGAUCGAUAAGGGGAUAACUCCCACCCCUGCAGCUUUCCGUGCCCUUUCAAAGGGCCUGUGCCUUUCAGGAAAGUUCACCAGGGCUUGUAAAAUACUGGAUGAACUGGCUCCUAUGGGAAUAGUGCCUGAGACGGCCCAUGAGAAUAUGAUCAAUGUGUUGUGUAAAGCAGGGCGAUUUGAGCAAGCUUGCCAACUCGCUGAUGGAAUCAUAGGUAAAGGCCGUGAGGUGCCGGGAAGAGUUCGAACCAUUAUGAUCAAUGCUCUGAGAAAAGCUGGAAAUGCUGACUUGGCUUUCAAAUUGGUUCACAGUAACAUUGGUAUUGGUUAUGACAGAUAUGGCAGCAUUAAAAGGAGAGUUAAGUUCCAGACUCUGUUGAAUUCAUAGUCAUCCACGGUUAUUGGAUGUUUGAGUGGCAAACUGCAAGUCCGAUUUAAAUCUUGAAUCCUUUUUGUUAAGCUAAAUCAUACCCUGUCCAAGACCCAAAGUAGGGGAGAGGGGUUAAUUGGACUGACUUUUUGGAUGAACCAUAUCGUGAGGGUAAGAUGUUCAAGUCACAUGAAAUCAGCAUCUGAUAUGGGCUUGCGUCUAGAUUUCAUUUCUAUUUGAGAAUGAUAGGUGCAUUAAGGAGAUCUUAUCAUGAUAUAACUGGAAAUGGGCAUACUUAGAGCCUGUAAAUCAGUUGUAUUAUUUAGGGAGAUUUAUAAUAGCAUUUCAAUAAAAUUGGAAACCGUGCAAGCAACUUGGGCAUCAAGGUUCAGGUCACAAAACAAUUUCUUUGCAUGCAACAGCAGGGUCUGCAGAUAUAGCUUCCCUAGACCCCCACAUUUCCAGGAGCCUGAUACACCAGGCUGCUAUGCCUGAUACACCAGGCAUCCAUGGUGACAGGCAAGCCAUUAGCUAGUUUGAGCUGUGUGGUAAUAUGUGUUUCUUGGUGGGUUCAAUCUAAUGAUCACUUUCUUCCAUCACUACCUGCUAACUUAUGAAUAUAUGAGAUGGUCAGGAGGAUUUCUAGUGAAAAACUUGCUAGUCAGCAUGUAUGACAUCAAGCAAUACUUGCUUGGAUUCUGGGAAUCGUGCUGUUAAUAUAGAAACUAUACAGUUCAAAAUUGCACAAAAUCUGGGCUGUUGAACUGCUAAAGCUUAGCACAGGAUUCAUUCAAUGAAAAGGAUGUGUAGCAAACUGGAAAUUGUUCAACAGUAUUAAAAACUUCAAAUCAUGGUAACAGAUUAAAGAUCUUUGGUUCUUGGUUAAUGCUGAACUAAGUAAACUCGAUUGUUAUGCUUCUCACUUUCUUGUCACAAAAGGAAUGCCAUCUUUCAGCCCCUUAUUUGUUUAGUAAUCAUUUAAUUUAUAUCUCAAGGUCUGUUCUCCCUCUUGUAGCUCAAUUAUCAGCAUUUGCAGGGAGACGUAAUCAUCUGUUUCUACAGAGGAUAAAUUCUUUUGUUUGAUUACAUCUAUAAAUUCCAAGAUUCUAAUUAUUGCAAUCAAGUAGCUCAUUCUUGUAUCUUUUUCCAAAAUUCAAGUCAUUCUUGUAGUUGUUUGGACUUUGCAAUUUGCAUAUUGUGUAAAUUCAUUUGUACUUUUGGAUGAAACCAAGGUUUGUUGUGCAGCCCGAGUCGAUAUGGUAUGGGCGGUACAUACUGGUUAGACUCAUCACGGGGACACGGCUUGCUCGGGUCUCUAUCGGCACGCCUCGAUAUACUAUGUGUCAGUACACUGGUACAGAUCGAUACAUACCGUGUUGACAAAUCUUCGAGACAGGCUGCUGCCUGUCGACAACAAUGAAUGAAAGACUUCCAAUUUUGGGACUUGGGUGGACUUUUAUGAACUAUUUCUGCUUGAUGUUUUUCGACAUGAUGCUUGCUGGUAAAAAGCAGUUGGUUUGACCAGUACUGCCUAUUAUUUUGUGAGAUGCCAGAAGUUCAUGGAGUCUCGGACACUGCAAAAAUGGAAAGAAAAACUCAAGAUUUUGGACUUGAAGAUUGCAUUGAAGUAAAUGAAAGAUUAGGAACACUUGCUUACCAGAUUGACAGGAAAGGAGCUUUCGUGACUUUACACAGAGUCCCAUCCAGCCACUGGGAUUGUCUCUUUUUCCAGUUGUGAAGCGUCCAUGAGCUCAGUAUGUGUUUCUUGGAUCAUUUAUAGAACAACAGCCUUGGCUCGCUUUCUUGCGGGAAUGAAAAUGUGGAUAUGAUUCCAUUAGCACUCAAACAAGCAGAAGUCCAAAAGGAAUAGCUGAAGUUUCAGUAUAUGUUUUGAGCCUGUGACAUCUGAAAGGACACUUUAGAAAAUUUGUUUUUAUCAAUUUGGUGCAGACAUAGGGAAAUGACCCACCAAAUGUUGUUCAUUAGCCAAUUUGUCUUGGUGAUGGUUGCUCGGCAAACUUUGCUGCUGCCGUAGCAUGAGACUUGUGAUCAUGAGUGGAUUCUCUUUUCAUGUUGCAUCAAAUCAUAAACUUUGUCUCCUUUUCCAUUCCUUGGCUCCUCCCUCGGCUCCAGGCAGCAAGAUAAAGAGAAAAUAAUGUCCUUAUCAGAGAAGGUAGGCAAAAGAAGCUUUUGAAGAUGUGCCUAGAUUCCCCUUGCUACAGUAUCUACUCUUCAGUGCAGAUGUUGCAUGUCUUAGCCUCUUGGUGCUAUAUGGCCUGAGGAUAGAAUGCUCUGACUACCUGGUGGUAGGAUAUGUCAUGUCAUGUCUUCCAAGCUUUUUCCAGCCUGCAUGAAUUGUACUUGCUUGGCAUUCCUAGUUGACUGGUCUGUGUGUUCGUGAUGUGGUUUAAUUUUCAUGUGUUUGUUGUACUUAUUGGGGAACUAAACAUCUGAAAACAGGUCAUCGUGCCAGAAAUUUGGAUUCGACUGCACAAUUUGUCA
Molecule: messenger RNA, 4438 nt
Organism: Musa acuminata AAA Group (dessert banana)
Lineage: Eukaryota; Viridiplantae; Streptophyta; Magnoliopsida; Zingiberales; Musaceae
Product: pentatricopeptide repeat-containing protein At1g03560, mitochondrial
Exons: 3
Coding region: 32-1954 (640 amino acids)
Molecular function (GO): mRNA binding; protein binding
Source: RefSeq, a predicted model, not a curated record